AUGACAGGACACAGCGUGACCUUCAACUGCUCGGCCUCCUCUCAGCCUCUCAGCCAGUUCAGCUGGUUCUUCAAUGGUUCCCAGGUGGCAACUGGCUCAGUGUAUGAGACUAGCCCACUGACCUUAGCCAGUCUUGGGGAGUACACCUGUGUGGCCUUCAACAACAUCACUGGAAGAAACAGCACUGUCUCCAAGAUGCUCACCGUCAUUGGUAAGACAGAAGAGACAUCCAAACUGUUUAACUUGUACAUGUAGAUAUAGGCCAUUCAACAUACAGUGAUUGUGAUGUAGUCAAUAUUAUUGUGACACUGACGUUUUCUUCACAGACCCAGUAACCAUGGCCACGGUGAAAGUCAUCGGUGCCCAGCCAAUAGCAGACUACAUGUUUACUCUGACCUGUGAGACCGCUGGAAGCAUUUACUCCAUUCACUGGAUGAGGAACGGCUGGCCUCUGUAUGCUGACAACAGAACAGACUUCUCUAUGAACAACAAUACACUGACAUUCAACUCUGUCCAGCAUUCUGACAACGGAGACUAUCAGUGUUCUGCCUACAACCCCCUGAGCAACAUGACCAGCCCAGACUACAGACUGACCGUCAACUGUGAGUAGUUAUUAUCAAGUUCAACUUUGACCCGAUGGCCUGAGGUGGAAUCUUUGAGAACUUCCUUUAUAAACAUUGUAAUAAAGCCAAUGUGAUGGUUUGGAUCAAACCUUGUAUACCAUAUGACAUAUGUUGAUGUCCUUUAAACUUCUGGCCAAUGACAGAUGAUGGGUUUAACUCACAUCUGUCAAACUCAUUCCGCAGAGGGCCAAGUGUCAGCGGGUUUUUCGAUCCUCCCUUGAACUUGAUUGAUGUAUUAAGGUCCCUUAUUAGUGAGGAACUCCCCAAACCUGGUUGUCUUGGUCUUAAUUGAAAGGACAAAACAAAAACCAGCAGACACUAGGGCCUCCAUGGAAUGAAUUUGACACCCCUGGUCUAACUGAUUGUCUUUUGUAUCAUAGAUGGACCGGAUAUGCCUAUUAUAAAAGGACCAGCAUUAGGAGAAACAGGACACAGCGUGAUCUUCAACUGCUCGGCCUCCUCUCAGCCUCUCAGCCAGUUCAGCUGGUUCUUCAAUGGCUCCCAGGUGGCAUCUGACUCAGUGUAUGAGACUGGCCCACUGACCUUAGCCAGUCAUGGGGAGUACACCUGCGUGGCCUUCAACAACAUCACUGGCAGAAACAGCACUGUCUCCAAGAUGCUCACUGUUGUUGGUGAGUCAGUAACUAAUACUUAAAACCAAGGAACUAAAACUUGCUUUACUGUGUUUGUGUUCAGUUGGUUUUAGACACAGCACACAUGCUGCUGAACCUACAGGAUAAUAAGUUGGAAGUUGAGAUAAAAAGUGCUUAAAACCCCUUUGAUCUACUUUACACAGCACCUGUGACCAUGAGCAUUGUGAAAGUCAUUGGAGCCCAGCCAAUACUGAACGAGAAAUUCUCUCUGACCUGUGAGACCGCUGGAACGGUUUACUCCAUUCACUGGAUGAGGAACGGCUGGCCUCUGUAUGCUGACAACAGAACAGACUUCUCUAUGAACAACAAUACACUGACAUUCAACUCUGUCCAGCAUUCUGACAACGGAGACUAUCAGUGUUCUGCCUACAACCCCCUGAGCAACAUGACCAGCCCAGAAUACAGACUGACCGUCAACUGUGAGUAGUUAUUAUGGCCCAAAACCUAACUUGAUAUUUGCCAAUUUAAUUCUAAUUUUGACCUAUAAUGAGGGCAAGAUGGAAUUUAUAGUAAUGGAAUUGGGGUAGGUUUGGAGGCCACUUCUGGCACCAUUAUAAGAAAACCAAGGGGAUGGCUGGGUAUUGCUGGGGUCAAACCAAGGCAAGCACACUAAUGGCAUUUCCAAUAGCUAAUCUCAUUCAAUAUCUUCAUCAUCUUGUGUUUCCCAGAUGGUCCAGAGAGACCUGUUAUCACGAGUCCGGAUAUAGCGAUGACAGGACACAGCGUGACCUUCAACUGCUCGGCCUCCUCUCAGCCUCUCAGCCAGUUCAGCUGGUUCUUCAAUGGUUCCCAGGUGGCAACUGGCUCAGUGUAUAAGACUAGCCCACUGACCUUAGCCAGUCUUGGGGAGUACACCUGUGUGGCCUUCAACAACAUCACUGGAAGAAACAGCACUGUCUCCAAGAUGCUCACCGUCAUUGGUAAGACAGAAGAGACAUCCAAACUGUUUAACUUGUACAUGUAGAUAUAGGCCAUUCAACAUACAGUGAUUGUGAUGUAGUCAAUAUUAUUGUGACACUGACGUUUUCUUCACAGACCCAGUAACCAUGGCCACGGUGAAAGUCAUCGGUGCCCAGCCAAUAGCAGACUACAUGUUUACUCUGACCUGUGAGACCGCUGGAAGCAUUUACUCCAUUCACUGGAUGAGGAACGGCUGGCCUCUGUAUGCUGACAACAGAACAGACUUCUCUAUGAACAACAAUACACUGACAUUCAACUCUGUCCAGCAUUCUGACAACGGAGACUAUCAGUGUUCUGCCUACAACCCCCUGAGCAACAUGACCAGCCCAGACUACAGACUGACCGUCAACUGUGAGUAGUUAUUAUCAAGUUCAACUUUGACCCGAUGGCCUGAGGUGGAAUCUUUGAGAACUUCCUUUAUAAACAUUGUAAUAAAGCCAAUGUGAUGGUUUGGAUCAAACCUUGUAUACCAUAUGACAUAUGUUGAUGUCCUUUAAACUUCUGGCCAAUGACAGAUGAUGGGUUUAACUCACAUCUGUCAAACUCAUUCCGCAGAGGGCCGAGUGUCAGCGGGUUUUUCGAUCCUCCCUUGAACUUGAUUGAUGUAUUAAGGUCCCUUAUUAGUGAGGAACUCCCCAAACCUGGUUGUCUUGGUCUUAAUUGAAAGGACAAAACAAAAACCAGCAGACACUAGGGCCUCCAUGGAAUGAAUUUGACACCCCUGGUCUAACUGAUUGUCUUUUGUAUCAUAGAUGGACCGGAUAUGCCUAUUAUAACAGGACCAGCAUUAGGAGAAACAGGACACAGCGUGAUCUUCAACUGCUCGGCCUCCUCUCAGCCUCUCAGCCAGUUCAGCUGGUUCUUCAAUGGCUCCCAGGUGGCAUCUGACUCAGUGUAUGAGACUGGCCCACUGACCUUAGCCAGUCAUGGGGAGUACACCUGCGUGGCCUUCAACAACAUCACUGGCAGAAACAGCACUGUCUCCAAGAUGCUCACUGUUGUUGGUGAGUCAGUAACUAAUACUUAAAACCAAGGAACUAAAACUUGCUUUACUGUGUUUGUGUUCAGUUGGUUUUAGACACAGCACACAUGCUGCUGAACCUACAGGAUAAUAAGUUGGAAGUUGAGAUAAAAAGUGCUUAAAACCCCUUUGAUCUACUUUACACAGCACCUGUGACCAUGAGCAUUGUGAAAGUCAUUGGAGCCCAGCCAAUACUGAACGAGAAAUUCUCUCUGACCUGUGAGACCGCUGGAACGGUUUACUCCAUUCACUGGAUGAGGAACGGCUGGCCUCUGUAUGCUGACAACAGAACAGACUUCUCUAUGAACAACAAUACACUGACAUUCAACUCUGUCCAGCAUUCUGACAACGGAGACUAUCAGUGUUCUGCCUACAACCCCCUGAGCAACAUGACCAGCCCAGAAUACAGACUGACCGUCAACUGUGAGUAGUUGUUAUGGCCCAAAACCAAACUUGAUAUUUGCCAAUUUAAUUCUAAUUUUGACCUAUAAUGAGGGCAAGAUGGAAUUUAUAGUAAUGGAAUUGGGGUAGGUUUGGAGGCCACUUCUGGCACCAUUAUAAGAAAACCAAGGGGAUGGCUGGGUAUUGCUGGGGUCAAACCAAGGCAAGCACACUAAUGGCAUUUCCAAUAGCUAAUCUCAUUCAAUAUCUUCAUCAUCUUGUGUUUCCCAGAUGGUCCAGAGAGACCUGUUAUCACGAGUCCGGAUAUAGCGAUGACAGGACACAGCGUGACCUUCAACUGCUCGGCCUCCUCUCAGCCUCUCAGCCAGUUCAGCUGGUUCUUCAAUGGUUCCCAGGUGGCAACUGGCUCAGUGUAUGAGACUAGCCCACUGACCUUAGCCAGUCUUGGGGAGUACACCUGUGUGGCCUUCAACAACAUCACUGGAAGAAACAGCACUGUCUCCAAGAUGCUCACCGUCAUUGGUAAGACAGAAGAGACAUCCAAACUGUUUAACUUGUACAUGUAGAUAUAGGCCAUUCAACAUACAGUGAUUGUGAUGUAGUCAAUAUUAUUGUGACACUGACGUUUUCUUCACAGACCCAGUAACCAUGGCCACGGUGAAAGUCAUCGGUGCCCAGCCAAUAGCAGACUACAUGUUUACUCUGACCUGUGAGACCGCUGGAAGCAUUUACUCCAUUCACUGGAUGAGGAACGGCUGGCCUCUGUAUGCUGACAACAGAACAGACUUCUCUAUGAACAACAAUACACUGACAUUCAACUCUGUCCAGCAUUCUGACAACGGAGACUAUCAGUGUUCUGCCUACAACCCCCUGAGCAACAUGACCAGCCCAGACUACAGACUGACCGUCAACUGUGAGUAGUUAUUAUCAAGUUCAACUUUGACCCGAUGGCCCGAGGUGGAAUCUUUGAGAACUUCCUUUAUAAACAUUGUAAUAAAGCCAAUGUGAUGGUUUGGAUCAAACCUUGUAUACCAUAUGACAUAUGUUGAUGUCCUUUAAACUUCUGGCCAAUGACAGAUGAUGGGUUUAACUCACAUCUGUCAAACUCAUUCCGCAGAGGGCCGAGUGUCAGCGGGUUUUUCGAUCCUCCCUUGAACUUGAUUGAUGUAUUAAGGUCCCUUAUUAGUGAGGAACUCCCCAAACCUGGUUGUCUUGGUCUUAAUUGAAAGGACAAAACAAAAACCAGCAGACACUAGGGCCUCCAUGGAAUGAAUUUGACACCCCUGGUCUAACUGAUUGUCUUUUGUAUCAUAGAUGGACCGGAUAUGCCUAUUAUAACAGGACCAGCAUUAGGAGAAACAGGACACAGCGUGAUCUUCAACUGCUCGGCCUCCUCUCAGCCUCUCAGCCAGUUCAGCUGGUUCUUCAAUGGCUCCCAGGUGGCAUCUGACUCAGUGUAUGAGACUGGCCCACUGACCUUAGCCAGUCAUGGGGAGUACACCUGUGUGGCCUUCAACAACAUCACUGGCAGAAACAGCACUGUCUCCAAGAUGCUCACUGUUGUUGGUAAAUCAGACUGUAGAUUAUUUGCUUUGUUGUGUUCAUUUACAAUCUGAUAAUAAUUACAAUAAACAUAUUUAUCAUACAAAGAGCCCAAACAUUUCUAAUCUUUACUCAGCGAAGAUGUACAGAUGAAUACAUCCUUUCAAUACAGUGCAGUGUCCACUUACAGUAUACCCUUAGCUCUCACCCUCUCCUUCCACAAAGAUGUACUUUUCCAUCACCCAAUAUUUAUCUGUGCUCCUCCAUGCCUAUCACAGGACUUCUCAUCAGUCAGGAGAGGCCUUGGGAGUAUACAUUCCUACAGCACACUGCAGUCCACUAAAUAAUUACACUUCUCAUACACAAAGAGCUUAAACCUAACGCUACUUUCAAUCUCUAAAGAUAUAAAAAACAAUCUAUUCAUACUAAGGGGAUAUAAUUAUAUAAAACAUGAAAUAUAUAAAACAGUAAUAUAAAACAGCAAUUUACCAUCUAUCAGAUCGUACAACCAUUUGUUUUAUAUGUACAUGUUAUAUAUAUCCAACUAUUGCAUCACUGGAACUAACCAUUUUACCAAAUUACAAAACUUGAUACUGUACAUAAAGCAAUACACAUCCUCUCUCCUCACAGAGGCUAUAAAGUCGGUGAUGGUGAAACGAAGCAAAAUACCGAUAGCAUCUGACAACCUAACCCUGACCUGUGAUGUCACCGGGCGCUAUGACACCAUCUACUGGAUGAAGGACAACCUGUCUUUGGUCCUGAACAACACCUUGAACUCUGACAUCACCAUCUCCAACAACUCUCUGCACUUCAGUCCAGUCCAGGUGUAUAACAAUGGAAACUAUCAGUGUGUCGCAACCAACAUCUUUGGUCCACACACCAGCCCUAAAUACCAGCUACUGGUGAACUGUAAGUACUGGCGUUUUAGUAAUAUUUUAAAAGAUACGCAUUUAUAUAAUGUAGAAACAGUCAGAAACCCACCACUGUUAUAAUGGUUAGUGCAUUCCGGGAUACUUGGGAUGUCCCUAGCCUAAACCCUAACCUUAACCCCUACCCUUACCUUAACCUUUACCUAGCCCUAACAUUAACCCUUACCUUAACUGUUUUAAAUUUCAACUUCAAUGGGGUGAUGUAAGAGUUGGAUGUCCCAAGUAGCCCGUUUAGACUUUUCCCUGUUAUGACCCCACCCUCUCUAAACUUCUUUCUGUAGAUGGCCCUCUGAGUGUGAACAUCUCUGGCCCAGUGUCAGUGGUGAUUGGCUCAGUAAUCACAGCUACGCUGAAGUGCUCUGCCAACUCCCAGCCAACCAGCGAGUACGGGUGGAAAUUCAACAACCAAUCAGUGCUGGGGACUGGUCCUUUGAUAGCUGUUGUUGCCUCCUUGGAGAAUGCAGGGAACUACACUUGUGUGGCCAAGAACCCUGUGACCAACAUCUCAAUGUCCAACACCAUCAGUCUGGAUGUCACUGGUAAGUGGGUCGGCUGUUGUAGUAAGACCUAGGUGGGAUGUAAUGAGUAAUCAAAUGUCACAAAGUUGUUUUUAUUAUGUUGAAACUUGGUAUUUAAUAUUGGCAUACUUCUUUGUGCAAGGAUAAUGUUCAUGCAUCAGGGAAAAUGCAAUAAAGCCAUAUGCUGAACUGGGGGGUACAGACAGGAAUCAAGAAUAAUAAUUGUUUUUAAUUAUAUUAUAUUUCUCCUCCCCUGCCUCCCCUCCUCUCCAUUUCUCCUUUCUCUCCCAGGCCACUCGACUGCCCCUCCAUUCCAGUCCAGAGUUGGUCUGAUGCUGAUGGCCCUGCUAGCUCUCUCUCUCUGCCUCUGA
Molecule: messenger RNA, 7019 nt
Organism: Coregonus sp. 'balchen'
Lineage: Eukaryota; Metazoa; Chordata; Actinopteri; Salmoniformes; Salmonidae
Source: the annotation of a GenBank genome assembly